AUGGCCGACUUCCAGGCGCGUAACCACAUUUCGCCAGACUCUGGGUUCCCCAUUACUCUUCACCCAAACUAUAACCCCAGGAUCAAGGACCAUGUCCCACCGGAGUCUGCGCGUGAACCACUGACCCCGCCCCCCGAUCGAGCCCUCUUCGCCGAUCCAGACAAGAAGAGUCUUUUCUCGGUUGCUAACCGCGUUGACCUGACCGAGUCCAUUGGCACCGUCCUGGAAAAUGUCCAGCUUUCGCAGUUGACGGACCAGCAGCUCGACGAAUUGGCCCUUUUGGUCAGCGAGAGAGGGGUCGUCUUUUUCAGGAAGCAGGACCUGACAACUGAGAAGCAGGUGGAGUUAUUCCAGCAUUAUGGUAUCUUAGACAGACACCCAGCGCAGAAGGAUCAAAAGUUUGUGAUUAUCAAAGGGAGCCGAGAGGACCACCGCGAGCUCCUAAAGUACACCCCCUGGCCUCAGGCAGAUUUCCAUGCAGACACUUCAUUUGAGAUCAAUCCCCCAUCAUACUCUCUCUUGAGAAUGGAAGAGCACCCUCCAGUUGGCGGAGACACUGCCUGGGUCUCGCAAUAUGGCCUCUAUGAUGUCCUAAGCGGAGCAAUGAAGAAGUUCGCCGAAGGCCUUCACGCUGUCCAUACGUCCCGGUUGCAAUAUGACACUAUCCUCGAUUACUGGCAAGCGAAAACAAAUCGAGCACCCAUCGACACCCACCACCCUGCGGUGCGAACCCACCCCGUAACCGGGCUGAAGGCACUCAAUGUCAAUCCAGGCUUUGUUACGGGAUUCGCUGAGCUUAAAAAACCCGAGUCCGAUAAGAUACUUGAUUUCUUUGCAUAUCAUAUCCACUCGGGUGACGACCAUGCUGUUCGCUGGAAGUGGGAUGUUGGUAGCGUGGCCAUGUGGGAUAACCGUUGCACACUCCAUCGCGUUAUCCCAGGUUCAUUCGAGGGACCUCGCCGGGGAAUUCGAACAACUGUUUUCGGCGAGAAACCAUAUUUUGACGCGAAUAGCAAGGGCCGGCAGGAAUAA
Molecule: messenger RNA, 1032 nt
Organism: Aspergillus puulaauensis
Lineage: Eukaryota; Fungi; Ascomycota; Eurotiomycetes; Eurotiales; Aspergillaceae
Product: TauD/TfdA dioxygenase family protein
Exons: 10
Coding region: 1-1032 (343 amino acids)
Cellular component (GO): cytoplasm
Molecular function (GO): 2-oxoglutarate-dependent dioxygenase activity
Source: RefSeq, a predicted model, not a curated record